UCUGGCCCGAAGAGCUGCUCUGCCCAGAGUAAAUGCAAGCUGAGCUCAGCUCAUUCUGCGCAGUCAAACUGAACCACAGUCGCUCACCGCUGUCAUGUACUGGAAACUACACUUGGACUCCAGCCAUAUCUAGGGGAAUAAUGUGGCUGGCUAUUGCAGGUAUUGUCGGCGGAUAUUUAACGGUUAUAAUCGACGAAUGUCAUAGUAUUGCGCGAAUUUUCCCUAAAUUAUUGCGUCGUGGAAUCACUUUUUAAUCAUUACAGUGAACUGAGCAGCUGUUACAUCAACUCAGCCUUUCUGCUCAAUUAUAAACACCGAGUGUUUUAUCCACACAGAACCAACCGGUUUUGUUUUUUCCGCCUCUAUUUUUACCGAAAAAUUACUAGAGGACACUUGCAUUAUUGGUACUUUUCAAUCAAAAUCUCUGGACUAUACAUGACAGUAGCCUGCGCGAUUUAAAGAAGAUCAAGAACAGAUGGAAAAAAAGGGCAAAUUCAAAGUGCUUCUUGUAUUAACAUUUAUGGCCAUUAUUAUUUUCACAUUGUUUUUGGACCACAAGGAUAGUCAUAAACAUAACACACAAGCUACUCCAUUAACAAAAGCUCCUCUGACAAAUAAUAAAAUCAAAAUCCAAGAGGAUUCAUAUUCAAUAACGGCCAUCAAAGACUCUGAGCAUUUCAUGGUGUCUGCGUUUAUUGACCACAGACUGGACGGGGCCAUUCGAGUCAUCAGCAUAAUCAAGAGAAAAAAUCUGCAGCCCCUUUACUGUGUUUACUGUACCCUCGAACAUGACUGCAAAACUGUUGAGACUGAUGUCCAGAUACACACCGACCAUUUUUACUUUCCAUAUGGUGCUUCAGAUGUGAUUUGUAAAGGCAAAAACAUGCAAAAGGCAACUCAUGUCCUCAUAACAACUAGCAAGAAAGAUUCAGCCGACCUCAAAACAGAGUAUCUGUCAAUCAAAAAUAAUGUGGUAACAGACAAUUUCAAGUAUAACUUCACUGUUUGCAUCUCCAACCUUUUUGGAAGCUACAACAAUGUACUGCAGUUUGCUCAAACUAUGGAGAUGUACAAACUUCUGGGUGUACAGCAUGUGGUCAUCUAUAAUACCAGCUGUGGUCCAGACUUGAAGAAGCUUCUAAUACAUUAUGAAUCAGAAGGGAUACUGGAGAUUGUUUCAUGGCCUAUUGACAAGUUUAUGAAUCCCUCUCCAGGCUGGAAUAUCAAAAAACACAAGGGUGAUCUCCAUUAUUAUGGUCAGUUAGUAACACUCAACGAGUGCAUCUACAGGCACAUGUAUCAAUCCAAAUAUGUUCUUCUGAAUGACAUUGAUGAGAUCAUAAUGCCAUACAAAUACACAAAUUUACAGUCUCUUAUGGAAGACCUCCAGUCUGCUAAUCCCAGUAAAGGAGUGUUCCUCAUAGAGAACCACAUAUUCCCCAAAACACAGUUUGAGGACAGCGGGAAGUUCAAGCGAAAAGAAUGGAAUAAUAUAUCUGGAAUCAAUAUCAUGGAGCACAUUUACAGAGAACCUGAACGAAAGAAUAUUUACAAUCCCACAAAGAUGAUAGUCAACCCAAGGAAGGUGGAGCAAACAUCAGUGCAUACUUCCUUGAAGAACUUUGGAGGCAGUUACCAUGUGCCAUUUAAUGUAUGUAGGAUUGUGCAUGUGAGAGUCCCCCUGCAGGGGCGUUUGACCAAAGAGGAACUCUUCGUAGACAAAAGAGUCUGGGACUUUGAAAACGAUCUGAUACCAAAUGUUGACAGAACUUUGAUUCUUUCUGGACUUCUUAAGGAUUUCAGUUGAGAUGUUUGCAUCAGGGAUUUGUAGAAAAAAUGGCAGCAAAAUGAACAAGAAACACUACAAAUUCAAGGCAAGGGGAAAAUGUCCCAGCACACAAUUAAACUAAACCAUUAUGCUGCAACAAUUAAUGUGAAAAUAUAAAUGAAAGAUGAAGGAUGGCCAGUUGGAGGGCUAUAGAUUAGUUAGCUCUGAAUUCUGCUUUCUUACAAGUUCUCUCAUCAUAAACAAUGUAAUGCAGACAUACUGUAAAUAUUAUAAAAUAGUGUGUAAACAUGUUGCAAAACUUUGAAUAACAUGCACUGAUACACUGAUUUGGUCUUUGUAGACCAAAUGUGACAAGCCUUUUCUCAAACACAUUUUUGUAUUAUCAUUAGUUGUUUAAGUAUGUAUUCUAUUAAUUAAUAUUAAUGAUCCUCAUGAAAUAUCAAUCAAUAAUCAGCAUUAUUUGCUAAUUUAAAAAGGAUCUUAAAACUAAAUAUAUACACAUUUAUAAAAAUUUAACUUGCAGAAAAAAACUAAUGAUCAUUAAGCACGAAUCACAUGUUAGAAACAUUCUUUUAGAACAUUUUUAAGAGAAUUUUUUUUCUUAAAAAUGUUUCAGAAUCAUGUUUUAUGUGUGAUUUACAUGAGGUUUUUGCAUGUUAUGCUCAUGUGAACAGAGCUUGACUUUAACACUCACCAAAAGUGGGAAGAUUUUACUUGUGGUGGGCAAGACAGAAACUCCCUGUAGUCACUUUUUUGGGGUUGAAUGUAAUAAUUCAACUGAAGUUUUCUUAAAAGACGGGGUAAAUAAUAAACUGCAACAUGACACUACAAAACUAUCACUCCCACAGAUAUGUAGCCCUAUUCUAGCAGUACUGAUAUGCCCUGCUGGUUAUAAGGAAACAUUUACACGUGGGUCAUAAGGAAAUUUAUCUCAUUAAACGCUCAAAAAUAUGUGGGAUAAGAGAAAGACAUGGGACAUUUUUACUUUCAUUUCAGCUAUUCUCAUGCAACAGCACAUUAGCAAAAUAAAUUGUUUAAAGCAAUGUUUUGUUUGUUUGUUUGUUUGUUUUUUGCUGUGACCAUAUGCUGCCUGUACAUUGGCAAAACAUUUUCAUCAAUAUUUGCAUAUUUGUGCUUUUGUGCUGGGUUAGUUUAAACAUAUUGUGUUAAAGUGACAAAGUAUGGGUAUUUACAGUACUUAACAAUUUGGCAAAAUAUGAUAAAAUACAAAUGUUCAUUUAAAUUUUAGCAAUCAUAUUUUUGUAUGAUCUGCUUACUAUAAGGUCCAUUAGCAGUUCUGUCUGUAACCAUAGUGGCUUUUUUUUUACAAGUCAUUUUCAUAACAAAAUGUACUCCUUUUUAUUGAGAUUGGAUUGUCAAAAAGUCAGUUCAUGGGUUCCUCUAACAAACGUGCCAUUCUUGUAAACAAAAUUAGUUUAAAGUCAACUUCCUUAUGAAUAACAGCUGUAACCUUGUGUGAUAAAAAAAGCCUUUACAACGGUGAAAUAAAAAUGUUUUUGAGGCAAAUGUUAAUCUAAAUAAUGGUAACAGAUAUUUAGGUAUUAUUGCAUAAAAUGUUUUUUUAUUUUUUUUUAUAUUGUAUUGUGCCUUGUUGUGAAAGAUUUAUGUUUGUAAUGAUUGGGACAAUCUAUGGAAAAAUGAUGUGUACGCAUGUGCCACAUGUCUUUCGGAUACGGUAAAAUAAAACAUGUUGAUAUUCUCAA
Messenger RNA from Danio aesculapii, 3513 nucleotides. RefSeq lists its product as uncharacterized. The record is from RefSeq and is a predicted model, not a curated record. NCBI's taxonomy places the organism in Eukaryota, Metazoa, Chordata, Actinopteri, Cypriniformes, Danionidae. The transcript is spliced from 2 exons. The coding region runs from base 476 to 1807 and encodes 443 amino acids.